AUGGCCCCUUCAGUCAAGCAGCGAAAGAUCGCUAUUCUGGGCAGUAGAUCUGUCGGCAAAUCCUCUUUGACCGUCCAAUACUGCGAAGGACAUUUUGUGGAAAGCUACUACCCUACGAUCGAGAACACAUUCAGCCAUGAGAUUGUCUACAAAGGCCAGACAUUUCUUACGGAAAUCAUCGAUACUGCUGGACAGGACGAAUACAGUCUUAUGAAUUCCAAGCUGUAUAUCGGUAUACAUGGCUACCUGAUAGUCUACUCAGUGGCCUCAAGGCAGUCCUUCGACAUGGUGAGGAUUAUCCGGGACAAGCUGUUGAAUCAUCUGGGUGCCGAGUCGGUUCCCAUUAUGAUCGUCGGCAACAAGAGCGAUGUCGACGCCAAAAAGCAACGUAAAGUCACCGCCGAAGAAGGGCAAAAGCUCGGCCAGGAACUCAACUGUGGCUGGAUUGAGACCAGCGCCCGGAAUAACCACAAUGUUGCAAAGGCAUUUGAGAUGAUGAUUGCCGAGAUCGAGAAGUCGCAGGAACCGGACAAGCCUGCGGGAGGAGGGAAGUGUGCAGUCAUGUGA
Fonsecaea erecta is the source of this 567-nucleotide messenger RNA. RefSeq lists its product as hypothetical. The record is from RefSeq and is a predicted model, not a curated record. The coding region runs from base 1 to 567 and encodes 188 amino acids. Gene Ontology annotation, molecular function: GTPase activity; GTP binding; GDP binding. Gene Ontology annotation, biological process: small GTPase-mediated signal transduction. The transcript is spliced from 4 exons. Lineage: Eukaryota; Fungi; Ascomycota; Eurotiomycetes; Chaetothyriales; Herpotrichiellaceae. Gene Ontology annotation, cellular component: plasma membrane.